Molecule: messenger RNA, 1104 nt
Organism: Ostertagia ostertagi
Lineage: Eukaryota; Metazoa; Nematoda; Chromadorea; Rhabditida; Trichostrongylidae
Source: the annotation of a GenBank genome assembly
AUGUCAGCCAUUCAACAUCAUCAGUCUAGGAUCAUCUCAGCGAUCGAAACACUCGCCGAAUCACUCACCGCCGUCGAUUCUGUGGGUUUAGCAUCGUCUAGUUCAUCUCCGGUGUCCGCUAUUCAACUCAGGAACAUCUAUCGCCGUCGAGAACAACUCCUCGUUGUCAAGCUCACGAUCGAACGUUGCUUGGAAGUGCUCAAAGAACGUUACGAGUCGUUUCGCUUAUUUGUUCGCUACCAGGAACAUUACGCAUCGCACAUUGAGGAGCUCAAUCGUUUUUGGAGUCAGGUACAAGGUCAACAAUACAAGCAAGAUGCAGUCAGUGCCAUCGCAGCACUCGAUCAACAACUUCAACGUGACGAAAAUUCAUUCAGUCCGUUCGCUGCGCAUCUUCUUGUCGAUACCGUCGCUCCAUCCCUCACUUCGUCAUCUGUGCGUAAUAUUCAUUCGUCUAGUUCGCCUAUGGACGCGGUCAAAGAGCAUUCUCACCAGGCCUCGCAAACAUCUCCUUCGCACUUCGAGCACUUCAUCCAGCUUCGCAAGUUCGAAGUACCGACGUUCAAUGGAGAUCUCGAACAUUUCAAGGAUUUUUGGUGUCGCUUCAAAGUAGCCGUUCAUGACAAUCACCAGUUGUCAUCGACAAUCAAGUUCAUCUACUUGGCCAACGCUCUUCAGGGUAGCGCAUCGCUUAUAGUGCAAGGGUUCGAUCCAUCAACGCCCGAAAGUUGCCAACUCGCUGUACGCGCGCUUAAACAAUACUACGACCGUCCAUACUUUUCACACAAUUUAUAUUCUUCGAAAUUACAACAUUUACCAAUAUCGUCUGUUUCAGCUUCGUCACAAAGAGAUACGCUCUUGCAAAUCCAAGCCUACCUUACGCAGAUUAACCGUUCUGAAGAUACAGUCGCUGUCUCUCAAGAAACUCAUCAAGACCAGUUCCCCCAUGAGACGCUACUGGAAGUUAAUCGCAUCGAACAUCGUUCUGGUAAGGUUUGGACGCUUCCCGAAUUCUUUGAUGGCCUUAACACCGUCAUUGAGGAGCUCGAGAGGCUAGAAGAUCUUGCGGUACGUAUAUCUUUAACAAACAGAGUCGAAUACUAG